Messenger RNA from Dracunculus medinensis (Guinea worm), 447 nucleotides. Lineage: Eukaryota; Metazoa; Nematoda; Chromadorea; Rhabditida; Dracunculidae. The record is from the annotation of a GenBank genome assembly.
AUUCACCAACAGCAUGCGCCAUCUCAGCCUAAUACACCUCCAUCAGGUGCACAACAGUUUGGUGGUCAGGAAGCACAUAAUGCUGAGCAUAUCAAAGAACAUUUGGAAGGUAAGGUUGAUCCAACUGUAAAUAUGACUCAAGAGCAACUUCAAUUUCAUUAUUUUAAAAUACAUGACCGUGAUAAUGAUGGUUGUUUGGAUGGAACUGAAUUAAUCAAAGCUAUUACACAUUUCCACCUCGAGAAUCCUGAUCCUCUUCACAAACACGAUAACCAGCCACCACCUUUGCCGAGUGAAGUGCAAUUAGAAGAAAUGAUUGAUCAAAUAUUGGGUCAUGAUGAUUACGAUGGUAAUGGUUGUAUUAGUUAUCCGGAAUUUUCGAAAGCACAAAAGGAUCGAGAGAUGCAAGCACGCCAGCAUCAAUCAUCUUCAUCACAGCCACGUUAA